Messenger RNA from Encephalitozoon intestinalis ATCC 50506, 828 nucleotides. Its product is annotated as ubiquitin activating enzyme E1-like protein. The transcript is spliced from 2 exons. Lineage: Eukaryota; Fungi; Microsporidia; Unikaryonidae. The record is from RefSeq and is a predicted model, not a curated record. Gene Ontology annotation, cellular component: cytoplasm. Gene Ontology annotation, biological process: protein modification by small protein conjugation. Gene Ontology annotation, molecular function: ubiquitin-like modifier activating enzyme activity. Bases 1 to 828 code for a protein of 275 amino acids.
AUGAGGAUAGUUCUAGUUGGAUGUGGAGGAACUGGAAUGGAGCUACUGAAGCUUUUGGGUGGAAGGGCGAGCAAGAUACUUGUGGUUGACCAUGACCGAAUUCAUCUGACAAAUCUCCACAGGCUUUUCAUGUUUACAAAGGAGGAUCAAGGGAAAUACAAGUCAGAGAAGGCAGCCGAGUUUAUAAACAAGCAGUAUGGAGGUAGAGCAAGCUUCCUAGUACGAAGGAUAGAGGAGGUUCCUAUCAAUGUUUUGAAUCAGUACGACGUGAUCUUUGGGGCUCUUGACAACAUCGAAGGAAGAAUGAACCUGAACCUGAUGUUCCGAAAAUCUGAGUGUAAACUUCUUAUCGACUGUGGAAUAAGUGGAUACAGGGCACAUGCAAAGGCAGUCUACAGAGGCUCUUCAUGUUUAUAUUGUAUCAGGGAGUUAUACAGAGAAGACGGCCCUGAGAUAUGUUCUUUGGGAUCUCUGCCAAAGAAGAUAACACCGGAAAACAGAGAGAAAACACUCCGGUCCUUGGUAGAGCUCAGGAGAGAGGAGCCGGGAAGUAGGGAGGAAAAGAUCAAGAAAAUAAUCAAUGAAUUCAAUGCUCUUGCAGAGGAGAAUCUGAAAGUAAAUGCAUUUGAUGUUGUUGGGAUGUUUGACGAGAUAAUUCCGAAUGUGUGUUUUAUUAACUCUGUGUGUGCAAGCUUGGCAUGCGGGUUGAUAGAUGCAACAAACCUGCACUACGACUUCAUAUUCUACAGCGGGGAGAAGAAUAUUACUUUGGAAAAGCUGAUUUUAGACAGAGACGAAAAAUGCAUUGUGUGCAACACGGAUGCUUAG